AUGUUCGCUCAAGAUCCUACUCAUCAUUCUCAUUCUCAUUCUCAACAUUCUCAAUCUCAACCACCCAGAAGACUUGAAGGUUUUCACGUCUCACCUACUCCUAUACCAAUUCAUCAAUCUCAAUCUGAAUCUCAAUCUCAACCAAUGUUACAUCAACAUCAACAACAACAUCAUCAUAACAGUAGUAGUAGUCCAUUUAAUCAUCUAAAUGGAUUCGGUUCUGAUUUCGGUUCUCAUACAUCUGCUCGUCUGAGUGAUAAUGAAUUAUUAGAAUCAUUAAUCGUUCAAACUUCAUCUUCCUUUAAUUUUGAAGAUCCAUUAAACACUUCAUUCUCCGCUACUCCAUCUAAUCAUGAUCAAUUAUCAAAUCAAAAUACAUUUCAACCACAACCACCACAACAACAACAUACACCAUUACGAAGUUUACCACGUCAUCUAGAUCAAUCUACUUGUUCUCCUUCGAUUUCUAAUUCAGCUUUAUCUCCAAAUGAUAUUUAUUCACCUACUUCUGGUUAUAAUUCAUCUGGUCCAACUCAUCAUAAUGAUAUGUUUGCUGAACACCAUUAUGGUAGUUUCUCAUCUGCUCCAACCGAAGAUUUACCACGUUCAGGUCGUACAAGUUCGAUGAGUGGUAAAGCACCUGCACCUAGAUCUAGAUCUGCUCGUAGACCAUCUGGAUCAUUCCCAUCUAAUCAUCCUAACAAUGGAGGAUCUCGUCCUUCAAUGAUGAAAGAUGAAAUUAGUUCUUUGAUUGGUAGUCCAGUCUUUAAUGGUAAAUCUGGAUCAGUUGAAGGUCAUCAAGAUUUAAAUAAUUUAGAAUCCAAUAAUGUAGUUUUGAAUGAGAAAAGAAGAAAAAGAAGAGAAUCACAUAAUGCAGUUGAAAGAAGAAGAAGAGAAAAUAUAAAUGAUCGAAUUUCAGAUUUGUUUACACUUUUACCUUCUUGUAUGAUUGAAGGAGGAAAUGGAAAUGGAACACUAGAAGAAGGAAGUAGUAAUGGUAAUCAAGAUCAAUACGGGAAUUCUAAUCUGACUUCUUCAAACAAUCUUAACAAUCCUAAACAUAAUAAAGGAUUCAUUUUGACUAAGUUGAGUUUUUGA
Molecule: messenger RNA, 1098 nt
Organism: Melampsora larici-populina 98AG31
Lineage: Eukaryota; Fungi; Basidiomycota; Pucciniomycetes; Pucciniales; Melampsoraceae
Exons: 3
Coding region: 1-1098 (365 amino acids)
Biological process (GO): regulation of transcription by RNA polymerase II
Molecular function (GO): protein dimerization activity; DNA-binding transcription factor activity, RNA polymerase II-specific; RNA polymerase II cis-regulatory region sequence-specific DNA binding
Source: RefSeq, a predicted model, not a curated record